CCCAAUGAGGGACGGUCGGUCCUCGCCUAAGAAGCGAAGGUUAAUGGUUUUCAGGCACUCAGUCAGCUUGGUCGGCCGGUGGCUCAGUUCGUCGAAAAGUUUCAAAAGACGUUGUCAUGGCCUGGGUUCCGGCUUUCAUAGUGGUCCUGGUGUUAAAUUACUCAAAUGAGUUUGCGGUGGCAAAUAGUUUGCACAAAACCCCUCCAAUGGGAUUCAGCUCUUGGAACACCUUUUACGCGGAGAAUAACGAGCAAAAAAUGAUGGAAGUCGCGCAAGCUAUCAAAAGACUCAAUCUAGACAAAUAUGGAUACAUUUACUUAACUAUCGAUGACUUUUGGCAGACUCGGGAACGAGAUCAAAGGGGAUUUCUUCAAACUAAUGUUACCAGAUUUCCACAAGGAAUGAGAUUCCUCUCCAACUAUGUACACAAGUUAGGAUUGAAGUUCGGCCUUUAUUCUAACGCUGGAUAUCGAACCUGUGGGGGCAUGGCAGGUUCUUUGGGUUUUGAAGAGAACGAUGUCAAAUUGUUUUUGGAUUAUGACAUCGACUACCUCAAAUACGACAACUGUUAUCCCAAGGAUGCAGCGCAUAAACACCAUAUGGAUUAUGAUAAAAGUCUUCUUCAUCUCCCGAGCUACUACCAAGACCCUCCCGAACGACCCCGAUUUGAGAUCAUGUCCAGGGCAAUUCAGGCAGUCAGUGCUGUGAAAAAUAUUACCAUGGAGCUUUGCCUUUACGGUUGGGGCAAUGUAGAGAAAUGGGGUCCAAACAGUGCCCAAAUCUGGCGAACAUCAGGUGACAUUAGCGACAACUGGAACUCUGUCCUCCGUAAUCUGGACCGAAACGAUGAGGAGCGAUUUGUCCAUCACCAAGGACCUACUUUAGGCUGGAACUACCCAGAUGCGUUAUUCGUUGGGAAAGGUGGUAUGACCGAUAUUGAAUACAAAACGAUGUUUUCAAUGUGGUGUAUCGUCAAAUCUCCUUUAAUGUUAGGAUCGGAUAUUCGUGGACUCAAGAAAUCUAGCCCCGCUUACAAGAUUUUAACCAACACAGAGUUGUUGGACAUCAAUCAAGAUUCACUUGGAAAUCAGGCUACCUGUGUCAAAAAUUGCUGUUCACGAGGUGUUAUGGGAGGGAUAGAUUCGGAGAAAACCUGCCCAUGGUUCAAAAGUUCCUUUCAAAUUUGGAAAGGUCGUCUUUCACGAAAUUCAUUUGUGGUGGCAAUCAUAAACAGAUUUGAUCAACGACAAACGAUUGACUUUUUGUGGAUGGAUGAUGUUUACUUGACGAAAGGUCAAACAUUUAGUAUUCGAGAUCUUUGGAAACACACCAAUCUGCCCAGUUUUCAAGUGAACGAGACAGCAAGUUUUUCCAAAACCCUUGAACCCCAUGAUUGUGCCAUUUUCAAACUGAUACCGUCCGUUUGAUGAUCAGACCACAGCUUCGAUUUACGUAUUUUGCAGAUCAGAUAGACGCACAUUGACCUAAGAAGCUGAAUUGAUGAAAUUGCAUAGUCCUUUGAUAAAAACAAAGCUAAUUUGUUUAUGUUAAAUCUAUAUUCAAAUGACGUGUUGUUGACCU
Messenger RNA from Tigriopus californicus, 1581 nucleotides. RefSeq lists its product as uncharacterized. Gene Ontology annotation, molecular function: hydrolase activity, hydrolyzing O-glycosyl compounds. The transcript is spliced from 8 exons. NCBI's taxonomy places the organism in Eukaryota, Metazoa, Arthropoda, Copepoda, Harpacticoida, Harpacticidae. The record is from RefSeq and is a predicted model, not a curated record. The coding region runs from base 117 to 1427 and encodes 436 amino acids. Gene Ontology annotation, biological process: carbohydrate metabolic process.